Artibeus jamaicensis (Jamaican fruit-eating bat) is the source of this 1914-nucleotide messenger RNA. RefSeq names its product trafficking from ER to golgi regulator (gene TFG). The record is from RefSeq and is a predicted model, not a curated record. Gene Ontology annotation, biological process: endoplasmic reticulum to Golgi vesicle-mediated transport; COPII vesicle coat assembly. The transcript is spliced from 8 exons. Gene Ontology annotation, cellular component: endoplasmic reticulum exit site. The coding region runs from base 287 to 1492 and encodes 401 amino acids. Gene Ontology annotation, molecular function: identical protein binding. NCBI's taxonomy places the organism in Eukaryota, Metazoa, Chordata, Mammalia, Chiroptera, Phyllostomidae.
GCUCCCGCCCCCUUUCUUCCCUCACCUGCCACGUACAGGGCCUGAGCUCUCGUUAGGCUUGGUGCGUCCGUGCGAUUGGCCGCGGCUUGCGUGAUUCCACAAGCGAGGUGCAGCAGCUGAGGAAAGCGGUGGAGUGGGCUGUGGCCGAAGCCGCCACAGACGUCCCAAAGUCCAGCGGCCUUGCACGGGUCAGGUCGGCGGCGGAGACCCGCGGAGAGGCGGCAACGCGGCCUCGGCGAGCGGUCUUUCUGUAGAGUUGUAUAUAUCUAACAUCCUGGAGUCCACCAUGAAUGGACAGUUGGACCUAAGUGGGAAGCUAAUCAUCAAAGCUCAACUUGGGGAGGAUAUUCGACGAAUUCCCAUUCAUAAUGAAGAUAUUACGUAUGAUGAAUUAGUGCUAAUGAUGCAACGAGUUUUCAGAGGAAAACUUCUGAGUAAUGAUGAAGUUACAAUAAAGUAUAAAGAUGAAGAUGGAGAUCUUAUAACAAUUUUUGAUAGUUCUGAUCUUUCCUUUGCCAUUCAGUGUAGUAGAAUACUGAAACUGACAUUAUUUGUUAAUGGCCAGCCAAGACCCCUUGAAUCAAGUCAGGUGAAAUAUCUCCGUCGAGAACUCAUAGAACUUCGAAAUAAAGUGAAUCGCUUGUUGGAUAGCUUGGAACCACCUGGCGAACCUGGACCUUCCACCAGUAUUCCUGAAAAUGAAACUGUGGAUGGUAGGGAAGAAAAGCCUGCUGCUUCUGAUUCUUCUGGAAAACAGUCUACUCAGGUUAUGGCAGCAAGUAUGUCAGCUUUUGAUCCUUUAAAAAACCAAGAUGAAAUCAAUAAAAAUGUCAUGUCAGCGUUUGGCUUAACAGAUGAUCAGGUUUUAGGGCCACCCAGUGCUCCUGCAGAAGACCGUUCAGGAACACCUGACAGCAUUGCUUCCUCCUCCUCUGCAGCUCACCCCCCAGGAGUUCAGCCACAACAGCUACCAUAUACAGGAGCUCAGACACAAGCAGGUCAGAGUGAAGGUUCGGUGUACCAACAGUACCCUCAGCAGGCUGGGUAUGGUGCCCAGCAGCCGCAGGCACCACCUCAGCCACCACAGCAGUACGGUAUUCAGUAUGCAGCAGGCUAUACUCAGCAGACUGGAUCCCAGCAACCUCAGCAGUUCCAGGGAUAUGGCCAGCAACCAACUUCCCAGGCACCAGCUUCUUCCUUCUCUGGUCAGCCUCAACAACUGCCUGCACAACCGCCACAGCAGUACCAGGCGAGCAGUUACCCUCCACAUACUUACGCUACCCAAACUUCUCAGCCUACUAAUUAUACUGUGGCCCCUGCUUCACAACCUGGAAUGGCUCCAAGCCAACCUGGGUCCUAUCAGCCAAGACCAGGUUUUACUCAACCUCCUGGGAGUACCAUGACCCCUCCUCCAAGUGGGCCUAACCCUUAUGCACGUAAUCGUCCGCCCUUUAGUCAGAGCUAUACCCAACCUGGACCUGGUUAUCGAUAAAGAGGCUCAGCUACACUGAUGAAUGUAGCUGCUAGCUAUUUGCCUCCCAAAAGACUCCAAUACUACUAUUUUAAUUUGUAUUGAAGUUCAGAAAUUUAAGAAGCAGAGCAUUUUUUUAUGAUAUCAUUGUUGCUGUUAAUUGAAAGUAUAAUUUGCUAGAACACAAAAAAGACCAAAAUGAAAGUUUUUUCCUUCCCUGCUUAAAAGUAUAGCAGCUUCCUAGUAAUUUUGGAACACUACUCUUAAUGUGUGUGUAAAGUGAUUGAUUUUCUAGCUUGCCUUGUCCAGGGGUUAUUAAAAUGCUAGGUUGAAGUUGGCUUUUUACUAUUAACAUGAUGUACUAAAAGUAGAUCUCUUUGAGAAGAUAACUAGAUAUUAUGUAUAAAAUGAAACUGAUAGGUUAAUAAAAAUGAUUGAAUCCA